AUGAUUUACGUCUUGAUACCUUACGUGUUGGAGCGAGCGACCGCGGCGGAGAAGCACCUGACGCGCUCGGGCGCGUUCAGCUCGCUCGUGUUCAAAGAGUUUUGGUUCUUCCUCGUCAACUUGCUGCUGCUUCUCGCGCUCGGGAAAGCCGCGCUGAGCGCGACGGCGCAGCAAGUGCGGGAGUGUCGGUGGCGGCAGAGCCCGGACGCGUGCGAGUUUAAGUUUUUCAAACUCCUGGGCGACGCGUUCGUCGCCACGAGCGCGAUGAGCGUGUUCGCGUUUCUGUGCUCGUGCUGCACGAUCGGUCCGGCGUGGGAGCUCCUGGCGCUGUUCUCGUGGAUCGGGAGCAGGGUGAAGGAGAAAGCCGCGGAGGCGGCGGCGGGAGGCGGCGGCGGCGGCGGCGGCGGCGGCGCGACUGGCUCCGCCGGCGACCUCCUCUCGCUGCUCCCGUCCGCCGGCGCCGCCCUCGUCGAGGACGCGCACGACGACGAGCACUUCGACAACCCCGCGUUCGCGUCCCCGGCGCCGGACGCGAUCACGGCGGGGGGGACACGUGGAGACCGGGGAUUGGACGACGUUCGCCUGACGCCCGCGCCGCUCGCGCGUCGGGCCGCGACCAAAAAAGUCCGCCCCGCGUUCGACCUCCCCGGCCAGCACGCGUUCAACGUCACCGUCCUCGCGUGCUCGCUGUCGUACGCCGCGCUCGCGCCCGUGCUCCUCGUCCCCGGGACGCUGUUCUUCGCCGCGCGGUACCUCGUGCACAAGCACAACUUGUUGUGUUUGCAUUUGGACGCCGUCGCCGGCGCGGGGGACAGCGGGCUCUUCGGCGAUCACGGGGAAGACGGAACGUCAACCGUCGCGCCGGCGACGGCGCGCCGGAAGAUGACUUCGGACGGGCGCCUGCUCGGGACGGUCGUGCACCUGAUCCGCGUGUCCGUGUUCGUGCACGCCGCGGUGAUGGUCGCGUUUAUGAACCUGCGGGGGGAUCCGACGCAGCGCGCGUGCUCGGAUGUGAUUUUUUUGCUCGCCGUCGUGCGCCCGCGGGUCGAGGCCGCGACGGGGCGCGCGAUGCGGCGGCGGCGCCGCGCCGGCGGCGGGAGCGGCGCGGACGUGCACGUGGACGCGGCGGAGGCGCUGCUCGGGGCGGGCGCGCGGAGCGCGGCCGACGAGGACGCGGAGGACGGCGGCGCGCACUGGGCGCGAGACGACGACGACGACGACGACGACGACGUCUCCGCGGCGACGCUGAUCGACUCGCGGAGGUACGCCGGCCCCGCGGAGGACGGCGGCGACGCGCUGAGCUCGUUUCGAGCGGAGAGCGGGUGGGCGGGGCCGGGGAGCGCGAGCGGGGAGUCGGUGCAGUCGCCGACGGGGGCGAGCCCGAGCCCCCGCGGCGGCGGCGGCGGCGGCGGCGGCGGCGGCGGGGGGGGCUUUCGAGGCGGCGGGUGGACCCCAGACGACGACGGACUCGCGGAGCCGCUGCUGCUCGAGGACGACGAACAGGAGGACGCGAACGAGGCGAACUAAACUACCUAGACUAGAGCUACUGCGUUACAUGACGAGAACGUGCGAAAG
Molecule: messenger RNA, 1575 nt
Organism: Micromonas pusilla CCMP1545
Lineage: Eukaryota; Viridiplantae; Chlorophyta; Mamiellophyceae; Mamiellales; Mamiellaceae
Exons: 1
Coding region: 1-1527 (508 amino acids)
Cellular component (GO): plasma membrane
Molecular function (GO): calcium-activated cation channel activity
Source: RefSeq, a predicted model, not a curated record